Messenger RNA from Miniopterus natalensis, 2576 nucleotides. Lineage: Eukaryota; Metazoa; Chordata; Mammalia; Chiroptera; Miniopteridae. The record is from RefSeq and is a predicted model, not a curated record.
AUCCCAGGCCUCUGAAGCUCAGUUCAUUACAAAUGCUAAUGUCCACGCAGGGAGAGGAAACCACAUCAGCAUUCAGCAUCCACACAGACAUUGCUCAUGCUUUUAUUUAUGGUUGUCACUGAGUCCCCUCAGCAGUGUGCCAGCUCUCUGUUUGUGUUGUAACUUUAGCUGCUUUAUGUGCUUUCAUGACUAGCUAUGUUAUGUACCCACAGGCAAUUUGUGUUUUCAAACUGUGUCUGGUGAGAUAAGCAGCCACACUUCUGAUCUUGAAUCAGGAACCAUUUGGUUCACAUUCAGAUCAGGCAGAACGAGUGUUUUUGUAGGUGAGUCCAGGAUUAGAUUCACCUGCCAUCGUUAAGUCUUUUUACUUCAGUUGGUGUGAUCAACUUAUUCAGUCAGCCAACAAAUAUUUAUUGAAUACUUACCAUGUGCCAGACAUUGUUUUAGGCACUGGAGAUUAACAGUGAACAGAGCCCUACCAUCAAGAUGGGAACAGGGGAGACAGUAAACAAAGAAGUAUGUAAUAUGUCAGUCAGGAUAGGCUAGAUUAUUUGUAACAAUGAACAACCCAGUAUCUCAGUGGCUUAAGACAACAAAGUUUGUUUCUCACUUACCCUGCAUGUUCAUUGCAGGUCAGCUGGGGGCUGCGCUUUGUGCAGCUUCACCCCGGGACCAGACCCUCUGGAGCAUGGAUCAUCUUGGCGGCAGCAGGAGAAGACAGAGUGGUGAAUUGCAUGCACACUGGCUCUUAAAGCUUAUGCCUGAAAGUGACACAGGACACUUCUACUCACAGGACAAAGCAAAUCAUGUGGCUGCACCCAGCUUCAGAAGCUAUGAAACUGGAUAUUCCAUUCAAUGUGCUCUUCAGCUGGUCAGGAAACACAAACAUUUUCUGAAGGGCUGGCUGAGUGUGUGUAAUCUCCUGCUGGCAUCUGUGGGCCCACAGCUGAACAGGAGAGCAAAGAGGCACGGAGUGAGCCAAACAGCAAGAAGACUGAAUUCUGUCAACUCUUUCUUGUUACUCGGAUUCUCUUUCAUCACCCACGCUUCAGAACUUUUCUAUAUGAUGUCCAUCCACACGGUUAUAACCCUGGCAUGGCCUGUGCUCCAGUCCCCAAGAAAGAUGACACUUGGAUUAAAGUGGAAAAGCCCUGUUUUCUAGCUGUGACCUAGAAGAGAAGGCUCUCACCCCUGAGGGGGACAGAAGAUUUGCUAGCCAGGACCCUGCGAGCCCAGUGCCGGCACUGCCCUGGACAGGCUCAUGAGCACAAAUGAAUGCUUAGCUCCAAGCUCCAGAAGCCUGGGAGAAGCAGAGGCCUGUCAGGCCUGGAGAUCAUGUUUGCCUCACUGUGGCAAAUCCCUCGGGGCAGGGGGAGGCUGGAGGUCAGCGGAACCCAAAGCAGUUUCUGGAUCAGAAUCUCUGAGCCCACAACCCAGGUGCCCAGGCCCCACACCCAGAGAUUCUGAGGUGGGGGCAGAGCUCCUGUGUAUUUUUGUUUGAGUCUACCGGCAAACAGGUUCUUCUACACCUUGAAAAGCGGAGUGUAAUCUAUAUAAUUUGGCAGUAACUAUUUGAAAAGCUUGUGCCCUUUCACCUAGUAAUUUCACUUCUAAGAAUUUCCUCUUCAGUGAUAUGUGCAUGUCAUGUGAAACGGAUCGGCCGCGAGGACAGGCGAUGCAGCAGUGUUUAUAACAGCAAAGGCUAGAAACCAGCCACAUGGCCGAAAAGGGUCUGAUGUUUCAAACUGUGGUCCAGAUGAAAAGUCUGUCUUUUCAAAAAGACUGAGGAAAUUCUGUGUGAACGGAUGUGGAACUAUCUCCAAGAUUUAUUGUGAAGUUAAAAAAAGUGAAGAACAUGAAAACACAGAGUAUGCUGGCCUUUGUGCCAUCUGAGACUAUUUGUGCACACCGUCUCGUUGGAAACCCUGAACAGUGGCUGCCUCUGAAGAGGAACUGGCUGGCUGGGAACAGGGGCAGGAGGGGGACUUGCUUUUCAGAGCAUUUUAUACCUUUUAAAUGUUGUACCGAGUGCCUAUGUAUCUACUUAAAAGAUUUUUUUAAAAAAAGGAAAACCUGCACUAGUGAUUCUGAUGUUCACAAAUAUUAAGAACCAAUGAGAACGAGGCACUCCUGAGACCACCCGGGAGAGAAGGAACAUGUCCCUGGGUGGGAAUGGAGUGGGCACAAUGCAGGCCAGUCCCAAGUGCACACAGCGAGGCUGAAACAGUUGUGUGUGGGAGUCUGGUUCUGACUCACUCUGAUCUGACCCAACAGACACUAGUUUCCUUCUCUGGAAUCUCACUGCCCUUUGGGCUGUGAGCUGUGCUUCUAGCCCUUGGAUUCUGACCCCACCUUUCUUCAAAUCCCUCUGUCAGUUUUCUCUGCCCAAGUCUCUCUUUGGCUUCCCUUCGGCCUCAGGCCUGAGACCUUUUCUUAGCUACUCUACUCUACCCUGGAGUGGCCUGGUUUUGCAGAUAAGAUCUUACUCAGAUGGCAGCAGAUCUGACAUCCCAUGUGACAAUGCUCCCUGGUGUCCCAUUCAGGGAAUUUUCCAUUCUCUCUCUCCUCCCUCCCUC